Molecule: messenger RNA, 1256 nt
Organism: Cryptomeria japonica (Japanese cedar)
Lineage: Eukaryota; Viridiplantae; Streptophyta; Pinopsida; Cupressales; Cupressaceae
Product: histone-lysine N-methyltransferase ASHH3
Exons: 1
Coding region: 52-1044 (330 amino acids)
Biological process (GO): regulation of DNA-templated transcription
Cellular component (GO): nucleus; chromatin
Molecular function (GO): histone H3K36 methyltransferase activity; protein binding
Source: RefSeq, a predicted model, not a curated record
UCGCUCUUAUUUUGGCAUGUCUUUGGAUCAGCGCUACUUUCGCCAUUUACAAUGUCAAUGACUGAUGAGAAAAAUCCUCCAAAACUUCUACAGUCGCCCAUUCAAAUUCCCAACUCUGUUAACAAGAUCAAGAAGCCAAACCCAUAUACACAUAUCAAGCGAAAUGUGUAUUUGGUCAAGAAAAGAAAGCGUAGUACAGAAAAUCUUGAUAAUGGAAUGCAGUGCUCCUGUAAAAUCUGUGACAAAGACUGUCUUUGUGCCAUGCUAAACUCCAUCUGUUCUUCAACAUGCAGGUGUGCAAAAUCAUGCUCAAACAAACCGCUUCAUCAACGGCUAGUUAAAAGACUGAGACUCUCGCAGACAGAGAAAUGUGGGUGGGGAGUAAAAGCAGGCGAAGAUAUUAAGGCAGGAGAAUUCGUGAUAGAAUAUGUUGGGGAAGUCAUAGAUCACAAAAUCUGCAGAGAAAGAGUGAUGAAAUUGGAAGAAAAUGGGGAGACAAAUUUUUAUCUGUGUGAGAUUGGUGGUGGAUUGGUGGUUGAUGCAACUUUCAAAGGAAACAAGUCAAGGUUUAUCAAUCAUAGCUGUAACCCUAAUUGUGUGCUUCAAAAAUGGGAAGAUGAUGGUGAAACGACAACUGGGUUGUUUGCUAAGAGUGAUAUAAGAAAGGGGGAGUUUAUUACGUAUGAUUAUCAGUUUAUCCAGUUUGGCAUGGACCAACCAUGUUAUUGUGGUGCAACUGAUUGCAGGGGCUUUCUUGGUGCAAAACCUAAACCUAAUUCACAUGCACGUAGUCAAAAGAUUGAUGGGAUUGUACCCAAAUGUAUUGGAUUGCGUGUUCGUGUAUGGUGGCCUCUUGAUCAAGAGUUUUACAGUGGAACUAUUGUGGGUUAUGAUACAGAUUCUGAUAAGCACCGUAUUGUUUAUGAUGAUGGUGAUUCUGAGUCCCUUGUUAUGUUAAAUGAGACAUGGGAAUUUGAUAGAAAGGAAAUGGCCACAUCGCUUGUCUCUGAUAACCUACACUGUGAAGAAAACCCAGAAGAUUAAUGGUGUUUCAGAACCAAGAAGAUUAAUGGUGCUUGAAAAACAAAGAAGAUUAAUGGUAUUUGAUCAUGGUGGUCAUUUUGUUGUUCCAUACUAUGUAAUGUGUCAUUGUUUCAUUUUCUUGUGAGGGAAUAUGUAGCUGAAAUUGAACGUCAUUUCUUCCUCCAAUAGGAAUGAAUGGUUCCAUUUCAUGAAUGUUUUUUCUUUCACUUAAU